UUCACAAGUUGCAGAAAAACUACAUCCACUGAUUUAAUAGAUAAUCUUUGAAAACAAAUAACAACUCAUAUUUCAUCUUCCUAGAGCAAAGUCAUCUCUAAUCUAAACAACUUUGAUUCAUUUCUGUUCUCACAUCUGAAAAUGGCUGAUGCUUUACUUGGUAUCGUGAUUCAAAACCUCGGAUCUUUUGUACAAGAGGAGCUUGCUACCUAUUUGGGUGUUGGAGAAUUGACCCAAAGACUAUCUAGAAAGCUCACUUUAAUCCGUGCUGUCCUAAAAGAUGCUGAAAAGAAGCAAAUAACAAAUGAUGCUGUGAAAGAGUGGUUACAGCAACUGCGUGAUGCUGCUUAUGUGCUUGAUGAUAUAUUGGACGAAUGUUCAAUAACCUUAAAAGCACAUGGCGACAACAAGCGGAUCACUCGUUUCCAUCCUAUGAAGAUUUUGGCUCGUCGCAACAUUGGAAAGAGGAUGAAGGAGAUUGCUAAAGAGAUCGAUGAUAUUGCUGAAGAAAGGAUGAAGUUCGGAUUGCAGGUGGGGGUCAUGGAGCACCAACCAGAAGAUGAAGAGUGGCGGCAAACUACCUCUGUCAUCACUGAAUCCAAAGUAUAUGGAAGAGACAGAGAUAAAGAACAAAUUGUUGAGUAUCUUCUGAGGCAUGCUAGCAAUAGUGAAGAUCUCUCUGUCUAUUCCAUUGUUGGCCUAGGUGGAUAUGGAAAAACAACACUUGCUCAAUUGGUAUACAAGGAUGAAAGCGUAACCACCCAUUUUGAUUUGAAAAUAUGGGUUUGUGUUUCAGAUGAUUUCAGCAUCAUGAAAAUCCUACACUCUAUCAUAGAAUCUGCCACUGGACAAAAUCAUAAUCUCUCGACUUUAGAAUUAAUGCAAAAAAAAGUUCAAGAAGUUUUGCAAAGCAAAAAGUAUUUACUUGUACUGGAUGAUGUGUGGAACCAUGAACAAAUAAAAUGGGAAAAGUUGAAGCAUUAUUUGAAGAGUGGAAAUACAAUGAAAGGUUCAUCUAUUUUAGUCACAACACGACUUGAUAUUGUUGCAUCCAUCAUGGGAACUCACCCUGCUCACCAUUUGGUAGGUUUAUAUGACGACGACAUUUGGACAUUAUUUAAACAACACGCUUUUGGACCUAAUGGGGAAGAGCCUGCAGAGCUUGCAGCAAUAGGCAAGGAGAUAGUGAUAAAAUGUGUGGGUUCACCACUUGCUGCCAAGGUUUUGGGAAGCCUUUUGCGCUUUAAAAAUGAGGAACAUCAAUGGCUUUCUGUAAAGGAAAGUGAGCUUUGGAAGUUAUCUGAGGAUAACCCUAUCAUGUCUGCUUUGAGACUAAGCUACUUUAAUUUGAAUUUGUCCUUAAGGCCGUGUUUUACUUUUUGUGCUGUUUUUCCUAAGGAUUUUGAAAUGGUGAAGGAAAAUCUCAUUCAACUUUGGAUGGCUAAUGGACUUGUUACAUCUAGAGGAAACUUACAGAUGGAGCAUGUUGGUAAUGAGGUAUGGAAUGAAUUAUACCAAAGGUCAUUUUUUCAAGAAGUUAAAUCAGAUUUUGUAGGUAACAUUACAUUCAAAAUGCAUGAUUUAGUCCAUGAUUUAGCUCACCAUAUAAGUUAUUUCGCUUCAAAAGUAAAUUUGAAUCCCUUAACAAAAAUUGAAUCAUUGGAACCUUUCUUGACAUUGAAUCAUCACCCUUCAUUGGUUCAUAUGUGUUUCCAUCUGUCACUCCUCUCCGAGCUUUACGUACAAGGUCUUGUCAUCUCUCUGCAUUGAAGAAUUUAAUGCAUUUGCGGUACUUGGAACUUUACAAGAGUGAUAUAAAAACCUUGCCUGCGUCUGUUUGUAGAUUGCAGAAAUUGCAAACACUUAAACUUGAAGGUUGUGAUUAUCUUUCUAGUUUUCCGAAACAAUUGACACAAUUGCAUGACCUUAGACAUCUUGUUAUUAUUGCUUGCCAGAGAUUGACAUCAACUCCUUUUAGAAUUGGGGAGUUAACUUGUCUGAAAACAUUGACUACUUUCAUUGUUGGUUCAAAAAAUGGGUUUGGUUUAGCAGAGCUACACAACUUGCAAUUAGGAGGCAAGCUACACAUCAAAGGCCUUCAGAAAGUGUUGAAUGAAGAGGAUGCAAGAAAAGCUAAUUUGAUUGGCAAGAAGGACUUAAAUCGCUUAUAUUUGUCAUGGGGUGGUUAUGCUAAUUCACAAGUUGGUGGUGUUGAUGCCGAGCGAGUACUGGAAGCUCUUGAGCCUCAUUCAGGUCUUAAGAGUUUUGGGGUGCAGAGUUUUAUGGGAACACAAUUUCCUCCUUGGAUGAGAAAUACUUCUAUUCUAAAAGGUUUAGUUCAUAUUAUUUUCUAUGGCUGUAAAAACUGCAGGCAGCUUCCUCCAUUUGGUAAAUUACCAUGUUUAACUAACCUUCAUGUAUCUGGAAUGAGAGAUAUAAAGUACAUUGAUGAUGACUUCUAUGAACCUGCAACUGAGAAGGCUUUUAUGUCAUUGAAAAAGUUGACUUUGUGUGACUUACCAAAUUUAGAGAAGGUGUUGGAAGUCGAAGGAGUAGAGAUGCUACCCCAACUUUUGAAGUUACAUAUAACAGAUGUCCCUAAACUUGCAUUGCAGUCCCUUCCAUCUGUGGAGUCACUUUCUGUUAGUGGAGGAAAUGAAGAAUUAUUGAAGUCCUUUUCUUACAACAAUUGCAGUAAAGAUGUAGCUUCCUCUUCACGGGGAAUUGCCAGUAACAAUCUUAAGUCACUUCGGAUAGAAGACUUCGACGGACUCAAGGAAUUACCUGUUGAACUCAGUAGACUUAGUGCUUUAGAAUCUCUUACAAUUACAUAUUGUGAUGAAAUGGAGUCAUUUUCAGAGCACUUGUUGCAAUGUUUGAGCUCUCUUCGAACUUUGACCAUUAAUGGAUGCGGUAGAUUUAAACCCCUGUCCAAUGGUAUGAGACACCUAACUUGUCUUGAGACACUUCAUAUCCGUUACUGUCUACAGUUAGUUUUUCCACAUAACAUGAACAGUCUAACUUCCCUUCGCCGACUGCUACUCUGGAAUUGUAAUGAGAACAUACUAGAUGGCAUAGAAGGCAUCCCCUCACUGCAAAAAUUGUCUCUGUAUCAUUUUCCUUCACUAACAUCAUUGCCAGACUGUUUGGGUGCCAUGACUUCUCUUCAAGUAUUAGACAUCUAUGAGUUUCCAAAUUUAAAAUCACUGCCAGACAACUUUCAGCAACUCCAAAACUUGCAAUAUUUAAGUAUUGGUCGUUGUCCUAAGUUGGAGAAGAGAUGCAAGAGAGGAAAAGGUGAAGAUUGGCAUAAGAUAGCUCACAUUCCUCAAGUUGAAUUGAAUUUCAAAUUGCAAUCUGAUGCAGAACCAACAAAACCAACAAUUAGUGAAGAUAAACUGCCAGCAUGUGGGCAAUUUAUGGAAGUUCUUAUAAAAUACAAUGUCCAGAGAGAUUUUGACAGCAUGAUUGAAGAUAUAGACGUGUAACGCUCUGAUAGAAAGAUUUGCUGUAUUUAUUUAUCUAUUUUUAAUAAUCAUGUAUCCAUUCUUUUUUCUCUUUUUAGUGGAAAAAGUUUGGCCAAAUUGGUGUAUGGUUCAGUUAUUUUCUUAAGAAUUUGAAACUUCAACUA
Medicago truncatula (barrel medic) is the source of this 3631-nucleotide messenger RNA. Its product is annotated as putative disease resistance protein RGA3. The transcript is spliced from 2 exons. The record is from RefSeq and is a predicted model, not a curated record. Lineage: Eukaryota; Viridiplantae; Streptophyta; Magnoliopsida; Fabales; Fabaceae. The coding region runs from base 142 to 1770 and encodes 542 amino acids. Gene Ontology annotation, molecular function: ADP binding.